Messenger RNA from Aspergillus sclerotioniger CBS 115572, 1023 nucleotides. RefSeq lists its product as uncharacterized. Gene Ontology annotation, molecular function: peptidyl-tRNA hydrolase activity. The record is from RefSeq and is a predicted model, not a curated record. The transcript is spliced from 2 exons. The coding region runs from base 19 to 768 and encodes 249 amino acids. Lineage: Eukaryota; Fungi; Ascomycota; Eurotiomycetes; Eurotiales; Aspergillaceae.
CCCUCCUCUCCUCUCUCAAUGUCUCCCGCCACGCCCCCCUCCUCAACCUCCCUCACCCUCAAAACCCCGCGCCGCUUCCUCUUCAUCGCCUCGAUCGGCAACCCGCGACCCUAUCGCCAAACCCGCCACAGCGCCGGCCACAUCCUCCUCGAAGCCCUCACACCCCUCCUUCCAGCCCGCGCACCCCUCGUCUCCUCCCUCUCUUCCAAUGGUCCCCUCUUCUACAAAACCUGGCACAGCCCAUCCUACAUGAAUGAGUCCGGCCCCAAACUUCUCCGCCAAUUCCAAUCCUGGCUCUCCUCCACCCAAACCGAAACAUUCAAGUCCGUCGUACAGCGCGGUCACGUUCGUGUCGUCGCGACCCCCGAGCGACAACAUCCCGAGUGGCAACAUCCCGAGUGGCAGAUCCGCGGCGUGGAUCCGGUUUCUCUGCGCCAAUUCUCGCCUACAUUGGUCAUUCUGCAUGAUGAGUUGGAGGCGCCGUUGGGAAAGAAGGCCAGUCUGAGGGGCCAUCGCGGGCUGAUUAGUGCGUUUGAGAGUUUGAGGGGGAAGGGGCUGUAUCCGCCGAAGAAAGGAGGUUUGGGGGAUCUGUCGGUUCUGCGCAUCGGCGUGGGGAUUGGGAGGCCCGAGACGAGGAAUCGUGGGGAUGUGGCGGAUUAUGUUCUUGCGGAAAUGAGUCCUGCGGAAUUGGCGGCCGUGCGGGCCGCUGCGGUGCCGGUUAUGGAGGCGUUGGCUGAUGAGUUGUACCGGGAGGGGGGGGAGCCGUGAUGGUUGUGAUGGGAUGGAAUGGGAUAUAAAUAUAGAGGUGGUUUCGAGAUACCCCUGUUAUUAGUUUUUGGAUUUCUCACAUAGAUGGAUGGUCUACAUAUGUAAUCAUGGAUGGAUAUGGGAAUUCCAAAAUAAUUUAAUGUAAUUUUAACAAUGAGUUCCCCAAGGCUGUUUUGAUGCAGAAGCAGAGAUAAUUAGAGCGGCUAUCAGGGAAAUCGACAGGCACGCAGGGUAAUAGAACAGAUAAGCAAGAAA